Mirounga angustirostris (Northern elephant seal) is the source of this 4654-nucleotide messenger RNA. It is a transcript of the gene FGFR4, whose product is annotated as fibroblast growth factor receptor 4. The transcript has 17 exons. The coding region runs from base 1626 to 4115 and encodes 829 amino acids. Gene Ontology annotation, molecular function: ATP binding; fibroblast growth factor receptor activity; fibroblast growth factor binding. NCBI's taxonomy places the organism in Eukaryota, Metazoa, Chordata, Mammalia, Carnivora, Phocidae. The record is from RefSeq and is a predicted model, not a curated record. Gene Ontology annotation, biological process: positive regulation of cell population proliferation; regulation of bile acid biosynthetic process; fibroblast growth factor receptor signaling pathway. Gene Ontology annotation, cellular component: signaling receptor complex; plasma membrane.
UGCAGGGACAGUGGCAUCUGAGUCGGGUGGAGAAGAGAAAUGGGGACACAGAGGUAUGUAUGUGCAAGAGAGAAGACAUGCCCAGUUUUGAAAGCCAAUGGCUUUCCUGCUGAAGAGGUUGAAGGAGCUGACCGUGCAACUAAACAUAUUGACAAGGGCAGGGAGGGAGGCCUAGAAUGCUGGAUGAACUGUGGAUUGGAUCCUGCUGGACAUGGGUAGCCAUUAAGGGCUUGAAAGCUGGGGAUAUGGGGUGGUGACAUGGCAGAUACUUGUAAUUUCUAAAGCCCUGCUGGGGAGUGGAGGCUGGAGAGCCAAGGGAGAUGUUUGCAAAGACCCAAGCUAGAGAUGACCAUGGCCUGCCUUGGGUCCAAGCAAGGGAGGUGAGAUGGACUGGAGAAGGAUUGAGGAGGCAGAUGGGACUGGAAGUAGAGGAGGGGUGAAGGCAGAUGGGAAGAGAUGAUGCCCCACCUGUGGGGGCAACCCAGGGAACGAACAGUUGGAUGGGGGAGGUGAUGGUUUUGGUCAGGACAAGCUAAGUGCCCCCUGCCUCAGCCAGAGCUGAAAGGGGGCAGUGGCUGAAGAGAGAGGGUGCAGUGAGCUUCCUGGGCAAGAUAGAUUCGUAGACAUCAGUGCCUCCUGACUUAUGAAGCCCCAGGUAAUAGCCAGUAGUCCCCUGGGACUACAUUGGUCACCUCCUCCCCUGCCCCAGCUGAGGCUGUUUUGAGUGUUCCUUUGGGAGAUGGAGACAUCCUUAUUGGCAUAUGGAUAGGGUGGGUGUGUACAUCAUACCUGGCAGGAACCGCACCAGAAUCAGAGGUAAUUGGCCAAAGGCAGACCCAGGGUGAGAGUCACGGGGAGGGAGGGGAAGAACAUGCCAACAUUCUGUGUUCCCAACCCCUACAUAUAUGGUCUCUUUUAUCCUCAAAGCAGCCCUCGGAGGACAGCACCCCGAGAGGGACGGGGACUUGCAAGUGGGUAAGAGUCAGGAUUAGAACUUGGCUUUGUUGGACAUAGAGCCCGUUGCCUCAAACAGAGUUGUGAGGACACAAAAAGCAGAUGUAUUCCCAGCAUGCCAUUCUGGUUCAGAAUGAGGAGGAACUUCUGCUCGCUAUGGAAUGGGCUGCUUUGUUAGGAGUGAGCGCUCUGCCGCUGAAGGUAUUCAAAGCUGGCCAUGAAAAUGUCAGCGAUGCUAGACGUGCGGGUCAGCUCAGAUAACAUCCAGAUGCUCAAGUCUGGCCUUGUAUUAGAUUUCUUUUUUUUUUUUUUUUUUUUUUUUUGGUUCUUCAGCAAUAAAUUCAUUUAUUCAGCAAAAAAUAAAUUAUGUGUGCUGAGAGCAAGCAGAAGAUAUGUCUCCGUUCUCUGCUUUCCUCCAAGGAAAGAAUCCCCAAACUGCCCUUUCUGUGAACUUGUGCCAGGGUCUCAGCAGGACCGGAGGAGAGCAGGAAGCCCGGCCCUGCCCCCCCUGCACUGUGAAGAAGCUUUGGGCUCUGGCAACAGCAGAGCCUCUUCCAGUCUCUGCCGUGCUGCUGCGUGGGCGGGGGGGUGGGGGGUUUGGACAAGUCCUCUGACCUUCCGGUCUCAGUUUCUUCAUCUGCAAAAUAGGGGAAUAGCACCACCAAAGGUGCAUGCCUAGCAGGAGUUCUUCUCCCUCCUUUGCAGGAAGGCAGUCGGUGGUAAGCCCCGCCUGGGGCCUUGUGAGCAGCAGGAAGGAUAUGUGGCUGCUGUUGGCCCUGCUGGGGGUCCUGGUGGGGGUGCCUGGGGCUCCAGCUUUGUCCCUUGAAGCCUCUGAGGAAAUGGAGCUAGAGCCCUGCCUGGCCCCCAGCCCAGAGCAGCGAGAGCAGGAGCUGACCGUGGCCCUUGGGCAGCCUAUGCGGCUGUGCUGUGGCCGGGCUGAGCGUGGUGGCCACUGGUACAAGGAGGGCAGUCGCCUACCACCUGCUGGCCGGGUACGAGGCUGGAGGGGCCGCUUGGAGAUUGCCAGCUUCCUACCGGAGGAUGCUGGCAGCUACCUCUGCCUGGCACGAGGCUCCAUGCUUGUCCUGCGCAAUGUUACCUUGGUUGUGGAUGACUCCUUGCCCUCCAGCAAUGGUAAUGAGGACCCUAAAGCCCACGGGGGCCCCUUGAAUGGGCACAUUUACCCCCACCAAGCACCCUACUGGACACACCCUCAGCGCAUGGAGAAGAAACUGCAUGCAGUGCCUGCCGGGAACACUGUCAAGUUCCGCUGUCCAGCUGCAGGCAACCCCACGCCCACCAUCCGCUGGCUCAAGGAUGGACAGGACUUCCAUGGGGAGCAUCGCAUUGGAGGCAUUCGGCUGCGCCACCAGCACUGGAGCCUGGUGAUGGAAAGUGUGGUGCCCUCGGACCGUGGCACAUACACUUGCCUCGUGGAGAACUCUAUGGGCAGCAUCCGCUAUAGCUAUCUGCUGGAUGUGCUGGAGCGGUCCCCGCACCGGCCCAUCCUGCAGGCGGGGCUCCCGGCCAACACCACAGCUGUGGCCGGCAGCGACGUCGAGCUGCUGUGCAAGGUAUACAGCGACGCCCAGCCCCACAUCCAGUGGCUGAAGCACAUCGUCAUCAACGGCAGCAGUUUUGGGGCCGACGGCUUCCCCUACGUGCAAGUCCUGAAGACAGCAGACAUCAAUAGCUCAGAGGUGGAGGUCCUAUACCUUCGGAACGUGUCAGCUGAGGAUGCGGGCGAGUACACCUGCCUGGCGGGCAAUUCCAUUGGCCUCUCCUACCAGUCAGCCUGGCUCACGGUGCUGCCAGAGGAGGACCUCACAUGGACAGCAGCGGCGCCGGACGCCAGGUACACGGACAUCAUUCUGUACGUGUCAGGCUCUCUGGCGUUGGUUGUCCUGCUGCUGGCCGGGCUGCAUCGAGGGCAGGUACUCAUCAGCCGGCACCCCAGGCAGCCUGCCACCGUGCAGAAGUUGUCCCGCUUCCCUCUGGCCCGACAGUUCUCCCUGGAGUCGGGUUCUUCGGCCAAGUCAAGCUCCUCCUUGGUGCGGGGUGCCCGUCUCUCCUCCAGUGGCCCUCCCUUGCUCGCUGGCCUUGUGAGUCUAGACCUCCCUCUCGACCCACUGUGGGAGUUCCCCCGGGACAGGCUGGUGCUCGGGAAGCCGCUGGGUGAGGGCUGCUUUGGGCAGGUGGUGCGGGCAGAGGCCUUCGGCAUGGACCCCGCCCGGCCUGACCAAGCCAGCACCGUGGCUGUCAAGAUGCUCAAGGACAAUGCCUCCGACAAGGACUUGGCAGACCUGGUCUCUGAGAUGGAGGUGAUGAAGCUGAUUGGCCGACAUAAGAACAUUAUCAAUCUGCUGGGUGUCUGUACUCAGGAAGGGCCCCUGUACGUGAUCGUGGAAUGUGCCGCCAAGGGAAACCUGCGGGAGUUCCUACGGGCCCGGCGGCCCCCAGGCCCCGACCUCAGCCCUGACGGGCCGAGGAGCAGUGAGGGGCCGCUUUCCUUCCCUGCCCUGGUUUCCUGCGCCUACCAGGUGGCCCGGGGCAUGCAGUAUCUAGAGUCGAGGAAGUGCAUCCACCGGGACCUGGCUGCCCGGAACGUACUGGUGACAGAGGACAAUGUGAUGAAGAUUGCCGACUUUGGGCUGGCCCGUGGUGUCCACCACAUUGACUACUACAAGAAAACCAGCAAUGGCCGCCUGCCUGUCAAGUGGAUGGCACCUGAGGCCUUAUUUGACCGAGUCUACACACACCAGAGUGACGUGUGGUCGUUUGGGAUCCUGCUGUGGGAGAUCUUCACCCUCGGGGGCUCCCCGUACCCCGGCAUUCCUGUGGAGGAGCUGUUCUCACUGCUGCGGGAGGGCCAUCGGAUGGACCGGCCCCCGAACUGUCCCCCAGAGCUGUACGGGCUGAUGCGGGAGUGCUGGCACGCGGCGCCCUCUCAGAGGCCUACUUUCAAGCAGCUGGUGGAGGCACUGGACAAGGUCCUGCUGGCCGUCUCCGAGGAGUACCUAGACCUCCGCCUGACCUUUGGACCUUACGCCCCUGCUGGUGGGGAUGCCAGCAGCAUCUGCUCCUCCAUCGACUCUGUCUUCUGCCACGACCCCCUGCCCCUAGGGCCCCGCGCCUUCUCCUUCCCUGAGGCGCAGACAUGAGCUGGGGCACAAGGUUGGGUAGCCAGGCGGGCCAGCGGCCUUCAGCCUCCCCGGCUUAGCUGCAACCUGGCAGCGCUUGACUUCUGCAACCUCAGGCCCCAACUUCAGGGUACUGUCCCAGACCUCUAGUUCUGCUUUGGGGAGGUCCAUUCUUGUUCCUGAGGUCCCUAGAUGAGGCUUCCUGCUCUGGCCUCGGAUUCCCAGGCCAGGCUGCAGCCCCAGUCUUAAGGCCCUGUCCUUGCCUUUGCAGUCAUGGCUCCAGUGUUCUGAUGGCCUGAGUGUUAGGGUUCUGCCUGGCCUCCUGGGCCUUGGCACUCAGUCCUUGAUCCAGGGGUUUGGCUGGACCUAGCUGUAGAACUGUCCUAAACCUCCUUGCUUCCUUGUACCAAGGGAGGUCUUGGGCCUCUGAACCCCAUUUCCUCUGGUCUCCCCUUUGCCGCUUGUCCCAGCAUCUUGGUGGAAAGAGCAUCGGUCCCUGUGCUCCUAGCUGAGAAGCUGGAAGUCUGCCGAAAACACAGAAGCAAAUGCCCUUUUAUAAA